GACCUCAAGCACACUUGUGACUUUUUUUUUUUUUAGUCAGACCAAUAUUGUUGAACAAGUUGGUUGUUUAUUGAUAAAUGUUUUAACACUUUUAACUGACAAUAUCAUCAGUUUAUAACUAACAAUAUAAUUAAAAUUUGACAGUGUUUAAUAAACAUUAAUUAACAAAGUUAAUUAAUUUAAUUUAAUUAAAAAAAGUCGUGAUAACAAUGGCGUCAAAGCCGGAAAAUUUGGACAAUAAUGUACAGUUUUUUGAGGGCGUUGAAAAAUUACUUGAAAUAUGGUUCACCAGCUCAGAUGGUCAAAAUAGAAAACGUGAUCUUCGUGAUAUACCCAGACAUAAAUGGGAGUCUUUACUGAAGAUUGUUCGUUGCGAAAUUAUCAGCUUUUGCAAAAAUGAUGAAGUUGAUGCAUAUGUCUUGAGUGAGAGCAGCAUGUUUGUGGCAAAAAGAAGAUUAAUUUUAAAAACUUGUGGUACGACAACGCCCCUUCAGUGUCUAGAACCAUUGUUGGAUCUAGUUGAAGAGCAUACAGGAUUCGAUGAAGUCGAGGAUUUAUUUUACUCAAGAAAAAAUUAUAAACGUCCAGAGAUGCAGAUAUCACCUCAUCGUGCAUUUGAAGAUGAAGUUGCUUUGCUUGAUACUAUUUUUCCUGAUGGUGAGGCAUAUUGCUUGGGAAAUGUUGACAAUGAUUGCUGGUAUUUGUAUACACUGAGUCGUGUUAAAACUGAUCAAGAACCACGUGAGCCAGAUCAAACAUUGGAAAUAUUGAUGACAAAUCUUGAUCCAAAUAUAAUGUCAAUAUUUACACGUGAUGUAUGCUCAUCAUCAUCAGAGGCAACAAAAAAAUCUGGUAUUGAUAAAUUAAUUCCAAGUAUGAUUAUUGAUGAUUUUUUAUUUGAACCAUGUGGUUAUUCAAUGAAUGGUGUAUCAAAAAAUGGUAAUUAUAUGACAAUUCAUAUAACACCUGAACAAGAAUUUUCAUAUGUAUCAUUUGAAAGUAAUAUACCAGAAUCAUCAUAUGCUGAUGUUAUAACACGUGUAUUAGAAACAUUUAAACCUGGUAAUUUUGUUGUUACAAUAUUUGCAAACAAAGAUUCAAUUGCAUCUGAUAUACCACGUGAACUUGAAACAAAAGAUUAUAUUAAUUUUGAUAGUGAUUAUUUACGUAAUGAUGUACAAUAUUGUCGUUUUAAAAAUUAUGAUUUAUCAUGUGCAUUUUACUCAAAAUUCCCUAGCUGAUGGUUCAAUGAAGGCCCAUCUGUACUUGACAUUAAACAAAGUACAGAUAGGGCACCAAACAAACAACAUCAUCAUCAUCUACAUCAUAAUUCACUAAUAUCAUCACAAUGUUCCAAUCAAUAUCAUCAAUAUAUACCUGAUUAUUUUAAAAAUUGCACAAAUAAUACAAAACAAUUUGCCGUAUCAUUAUUAAAACAUUGUAAAAAUAUAAAAACAGAUACAAAUAUAAUAAAUAUUGAUAAAAAAUUAAAUUCAAAUGAUAAAAAAACAACAAUUAAUAUUAAUAAUAAUUAUCAAUACAUUGAAACAAAUGAAAAUAUCAAAAAUGAAUAUGUAGAAUCAAUUAAUAAAAAAAUUACAAAUCAUAAUAAUAAAAAUACAAUACGUUCUUCAUCAUCAUUACCUCAAUUAUUUGAUAAAUCAUCAUGUGGAUUAUCACGACAAAAAAUAUAUCGUAAAACAUCAUUAAAUAAUCAUCAAUCAAAUAAUAAUUUUAUAAGUUCACCAACAAAAACAAAUAUUAUUAUAAAUUUUAUUGGAAAUAAUAAUAAAGAUAUACAUAAAAAAAUCAAUAAUAAAUCAUUAUCAAUUAAUGAUAAAGCUUUGAUGGACAAUGAUAAAUUACAUAUUAUAUGUAAUCCAUUAUCAACAACAACAAAAAAUAAUUAUCAUGAUAAUAUUGAUGAUGUUAUUGAUAUUAAUGAUGAAAAAUUUCAUCAAAAAAAUAAUAGUAGCAGUAGUUGUGGCAAUUUUUUGCCAAUAUUUGGUUUUAUACCACAAACAGUUGGUAGUUUACAAUAUUUAAGUCCAAAAAUGAAAUUUUCUUGGUGGCGUAAUAAAAUUUCGUGAAGGCACGCUUAAUAAUUAAGCCCCUUGUUUCGUCAAUAAUUAUUAUUAUUUUUUUAUAGUACAUACUUGGUGCUACUUGAUCAUUUGAUCAUGUAAAAACAAACAAACAAAAAAAGGAAAAAAAUGAGCAAAAAAAUGAAAGAAUAUACACAACUUUAAUCAUCUGUCUUUAUCAUCAUCAUCAUCAACAUCAUGAACAACAAUUUUUUUUAUUUUUCACACAAUUUAUUUUGAAACUUAUUAUUGUUAUUUUGUUUUUUUUUAUUUGAAAAAUUUUAUGCAUGCUGAUUAAUGUAUUUAAAAAUAUAUAAAAUUGAUAAACAAAUAUUUUCGUAUUUAAAAAAAAUUCAACACAAAAAUCAUUGUAACUGUUAGGAUAAUAAAUAGGGGAUGUUUUUUUUUUUAUUCAAAGUAGAGAUGGUAAUUGUCUGCAUGUCAAUUAUGAUGAUAUUUUAAAUGAAAUAAUUAUUUAAAAUAAAUGUAAUCAAAAAUAACAAACUGAUAAAAAAAAAAUCAAUUAAUUACUUGGGAUCAUCGUUGUAAUUUUCUUUGUAAAAGAAAUAUUAUUAAUAAUAAUAAGAUAAAAUAAAAUAAAUAGUUGUAAUAAUUAGAUGAAAGAUAGAUGACAGUUGAUACUAUGAUGUAGCUAAUGGUGGUAGAAAUUAUUUCAAUGAUAUUAUUAUGUACGUUUAAUAUCAUCAUAAUUGUACUUUUUUGUCAUUGAUUAUAAAUAAAUAUAUUUCUUGCUGAUUUAUUAAUAAAUUAAUUAAUGCAAGAUUUAAAAUCAAUGUAUUAUUUUGUAGGUGAUUUUCACCAAAGAUUUAUUUAUGUUUUUACUUAAAUAAUUAUUUUAUUUUGUUCUUUUUUUACUUUUAUAUUAUUUGCCUUUUUUUUUUAUGAUUUAUACAAUAAAAAAUAAGACUUGUAGAUAUUUUUACAAUUUAAUUUUUUAUUUAUCAUAAUAAUUUUUAAAUAAAUUAUGAUUUACACAUUUUUUUAUAUUUUUUAUUUCAACAAAUAUUAGAAUUUUAUUUUAAUAUGUUAUCUAAUUUUUUUAUUCUAUUGCUGUGAAUUUAAAAUUAAUAUAAUAAUGACGUUAGUAAUAGACAAAAGAAAUCUAAAAUUAGACAAAAAAAAAAAGAAACUAUUUUAAGUACUGUCGUUGUAUUAUUGAUCUAUGAAUAAUAAUAAUUAAUUUUUAAUGAAAUAUAAAGUUCAGCUUCAAGAAAAAAAAAAAAGAAAAUGGUUAUAUAAUAAUUAUGAAUUAUAUUUAAUGUAAAUUAAUAAUAUAAUUAUUUUAAAAAUAUUUAAAAUUAUUAUCUGUUGAUUAAUCAAUUGUUGCAUGUAAUAAAGUUUAAAUAAAAAUAAAUAUGUUUUAAACAAGUUUAAA
Molecule: messenger RNA, 3480 nt
Organism: Aphidius gifuensis
Lineage: Eukaryota; Metazoa; Arthropoda; Insecta; Hymenoptera; Braconidae
Gene: SamDC
Product: S-adenosylmethionine decarboxylase proenzyme
Exons: 5
Coding region: 210-1241 (343 amino acids)
Biological process (GO): spermine biosynthetic process; spermidine biosynthetic process
Cellular component (GO): cytosol
Molecular function (GO): adenosylmethionine decarboxylase activity
Source: RefSeq, a predicted model, not a curated record